ACACAGAAAUUGAAGGCUGCCCGCAAAGCAAGCUGAACCAGGCUCACUCUCCAGUUUCCUGCUUAACAACCAGGAGGCCAUUUUGUUACUUUCAUCUGCUCUUCUCUUGCUACUCUGUGUGAAGCCCAGGUUGGUCCCUGGCUCUCCCACACACCCUGAACUCUUGCCCAGGGUUUAGGGAUGAAUGUGUCAGCCAGUCUCAGCCUGUCUUCUGCAGCCCCUUCCUUACCUAGCCCUAUCUUCUUCCCUACUGGACCCUCCCUGACUGGCUCUGUGAUGGGGCCACACGGGGGGAGCGUUGGUUCCGGGUGUUUGGGUGCUGAUUUUGGGGCAGGGUCAGGUGGGCUCAUGUCCCCCUCUAUCUCCACACCUGCUGGGGUGUCUUUCAUCAUUCAAAUCGGACUCACCAGGGAAUCAGUACUGUUGCCUUUAUCAGCGGACCUGGCUCAUGUCAAACAGCUGGCCUGUUCUAUUGUGGACCAAAAGUUUCCUGAAUGUGGCUUCUAUGGGAUUUACGAUAAGAUCCUGCUGUUCAAACAUGACCCCGGAACCAACAACAUUCUCCAGCUGGUCAAAACUGUGUCGGACAUCCACGAAGGAGACCUGGUUGAGGUGGUGCUGUCCGCUGCUGCCACGUUUGAGGACUUCCAGAUUCGCCCGCACGCGCUCAAUGUGCACUCGUACCGCUCGCCGGCGUUCUGCGAUCACUGCGGGGAGAUGCUGUUCGGACUGGUGCGGCAGGGACUCAAGUGUGACGGCUGUGGGCUGAACUACCACAAGCGCUGCGCUUUCAGCAUCCCCAACAACUGUAGCGGAGCACGCAAGAGACGUCUGUCCAGCACGUCCCUGACCAGCACUCCAUCCCUGCGUCUGUCCACUACUGAGUCCAUCACGCCCAUUAGCGCUGUAGAGGACACCAUGCCUCGGACCCCCAGUGAGGCGAGCAACCCAGCCCGUCGGUUCUACUCCGGACGUCCCAUCCAGCUGGAUAAAAUGCUCUUAUCCAAAGUGAAGGUCCCGCACACCUUUGUCAUGCACUCUUACAAGCGGCCCACUGUCUGUCAGUUCUGCAAGAAGCUCCUCAAGGGUUUGUUCAGGCAAGGCUUGCAAUGCAAGGACUGCAAGUUCAACUGCCACAAGCGCUGUGCUUUGAAGGUGCCAAAUGACUGCUUGGGGGAGCCUUUAAUAAACGGGGAUCUGCUGAGCCCCAGCGUGGAUGCCGAGAUGCCAAUGGAUUUUUCCAGCGAGUACAGCGACGGAGACAAGGCCUCUUUCAUGGACGACUCGGACGAUUCCGGAAUCAUCCCUGGAUCUCACUCUGAGAACAACUUCCCAGAGGACAAUCCCAACAGAACCAGUGGAGCAGAGAGCUCCAUGGGUUACAUUCCUCUGAUGAGGGUGGUGCAGUCAAUCCGGCAGACCACACGCAAGUCCAGCACCACCAUCAAAGAAGGCUGGAUGGUGCAUUACAACAACAAGGACACGCUGCGGAAGCAUCACUACUGGAGGCUAAAUUGCAAAUGGAUCACCUUGUUUCAGAAUGACACGACCAGCAAGUAUUACAAGGAAAUCCCGCUAUCAGAGAUCCUAUCUGUUGAGGCGGCCCAGAAUUUCAGUCUGGUCCCCCCCGGAACCAGUCCCCACUGCUUCGAGAUCGUUACUGGCAACAUGCGCUACUUCGUCGGGGAAGAGCCUGCCAUCAGCCCGGGCUCCCCCCAUAGCAUCGUGCCUAACAGCGGAGUGGGCAGGGAGGUAGCCAAAGCCUGGGAGAAUGUCAUUCGCCAGGCCCUCAUGCCAGUCAUCUUCCAGGACGCACCCACUCCGCAAGGACACACCCCUCACAGACAAGCCUCAGUCAGUAUAUCUGUGUCCAACAGCCAAAUUCAGGAGAAUGUGGAUAUUGGGACGGUCUACCAGAUCUUUGCGGAUGAGGUGCUGGGCUCAGGCCAGUUUGGAGUGGUGUACGGAGGGAAACAUCGGAAAACCGGGAGGGACGUGGCUGUGAAGGUUAUCGACAAACUGAGAUUCCCGACGAAACAGGAGAGCCAGCUUAGGAACGAAGUGGCCAUCUUACAGAGCCUGCACCAUCCUGGCAUCGUGAACCUGGAGUGCAUGUUUGAGACUCCGGAGAAGGUCUUCGUUGUCAUGGAGAGGCUCCACGGCGACAUGCUGGAGAUGAUCCUGUCCAGUGAGAGAGGACGGCUUCCUGAGAGACUUACCAAGUUCCUCAUUACACAGAUUCUAGCAGCGCUGAGAAACCUCCACUUUAAGAACAUUGUGCACUGUGACCUCAAGCCAGAAAACGUCCUGCUGGCUUCGGCUGACCCCUUUCCUCAGGUGAAGCUGUGUGAUUUUGGCUUCGCCCGGAUAAUUGGUGAGAAGUCGUUUCGGCGCUCUGUGGUGGGCACACCUGCAUACCUGGCCCCGGAGGUACUCCUGAACCAGGGGUACAACCGCUCCCUGGACAUGUGGUCUGUGGGGGUGAUCAUGUAUGUAAGCCUGAGCGGCACCUUCCCCUUCAAUGAGGACGAGGACAUCAACGACCAGAUCCACAACGCAGCCUUCAUGUACCCGCCCAACCCCUGGAAAACCAUCUCCCCCGAAGCUAUCGACCUGAUCAACAACCUGCUUCAGGUGAAGAUGAGAAAGCGCUACAGCGUAGACAAGUCGCUCAGCCACACCUGGUUGCAGGACUACCAGACAUGGCUAGACCUACGGGAGCUGGAGUGUAAGAUGGGUGGGCGUUACAUCACCCAUGAGAGCGACGAUAACCGCUGGCAGCAGUUUGCCCAGGACCAUACUCUCCCCUACCCAGCACACCUCGUCGUAGCCCAGCCAGCGUCCAGCGAGGACUCGGACGACAGCGAACUGCACGGCCUUACAGAGAGAGUCAGCAUUCUCUAAAUGCCACACCUCCAAAGAACACCCACAUGGGACUCCAGCAAAUGGAAAAACAGUAACCCUUUCCCUGCUCUCUAUCGCCUUCUGCAGACCUCGUACUGCAGGCAGGAGAGACACCCACACAUCUGUAUCUGGGACUGCAGCGGUUGUUUGACAGUUGUGCAGUUGUUGCACAAGCUGUUUUGAUAGAUAUGCAAUCGAACUUCUUUAGUCUGGGAAUCAGCUGUGCCGGCAACAGUGAGAUUGCAGUUGAUUUGUAUUGUGGCAAUGCACAGUAAAAAGGAUGUUGCACCCAACCUACUGCACAGCGAGUCUAAAGUUCAUUAUUAACACAUGCUUGCACAGGCUGGUAUGCAAUUCAAAUCGGAAGCCUUAAAAAGUGAUGAUCCCAGGAAAUACAGCAGCCUUUUAAAACUCCAUUCACUACAGUAAAAGCCCUCUCAAGCGUUGUCUGGAAAACGACAGUCCGCACCCUAUUAAACCUGCAAUACAACCUACCUGGUAACAAGCUUUUUACAAUAGUCUGGUAGUUGGAGCUGGAUCAAAUUUAUACUAGUGCAAUAGAAACCUGUUAUUUAUGAUAUUGUAUUGGGUUGCAAGGCUAUAGCUGUCUUAUCAUUAUAGUUGCAUUCUGUCCUAUAAUUGUUAGGAUUCUAGUUUUUUUUCUCAGCAAACACUGUAGCACUGGGGUGAAGGCAUGAGCAGAAACGUUGGUCUGCUUGGCUUUUAAGUUUAAGCUCAGACCUGGUAAACCCUUCCUCCACAGCAUGGCUUUGGACAAUGCAGAAUGGCUGGGGUUGGGUGCUUUGUUGCCUAUCUUUACCCCACUCAGCAGACCCCUUGCUUAGUUAUAUCUUGAGAUCCAUUUAUCUAUAUGUAUUUUUAAACAUAACGCAGAUAUUAAAAUGAAAUCACGAAAGCACCCUAACCAGUACCUUAAAGCAAUAUGUCCACAUGGCAGCCAUAGCUUAAUAUGACGUGGCCAUAUCCAUUCAUUUACAACCAAUGCAGUAUGACAAAGAUGUGUUCUACAUUUUACCCCCACAUAUAAGGUUCUGUAAUAGCUAAGACUGGCACCACAUUCAACCACACCAAACUUAAGCUUAAAGGGACAACAUUGUCUUUAAUAUUUUAAUAAUAUACCUGAUUAAUAUUGUAAGUAUUCUGUAUCAUUCUCUAAUGUUGUUUUCAUUAUUUACCAGGCUUACUGGCUCUUUAAGUUUCUGAAAAGACUCUGAAAAUGAUUUUUUUUUUUUUUUUCCUGAAGUGAGGAUGGGAAGCAUUUUAGUGUUGCACAGGCAGGUCCCAGUGCUUCACUGUGCAACACUAAUAUACUUCCCCACUCCCUUCAGAAAAUCACCCUCCAGUAUGUUUUUGCUUCAAUAGUUGGUAAACCUGACAAAUAAUUGUCUAUGCAGAAAGGAUCUGCAUAAAAUAAAAGUAGAUUUCAUCAUCUCUAUUUUUUUGGUGUUUAUUUUAGAAGAAGGGUAUUUUAUAGAAGGGUCACAACAAACUAAUUUAGCCCACCUAAUGUAAGGGAAUUAAAAUUCAGUAUUUUUAAAUUGAUUGUACUUAACAAAACAAUUCCAUAAAUUGGACUCGUCAUAUGCAUCUAGGGUUGCCAUAUGACUCCAUGUUAACUAGGAGAGUUCAGGCUUGUGCCUGUCUGCUCAUCUGCAUAGCAACUGUAGUGAUCAGCGAAUCAAAUGGUUUGAGAAGCCAAGCUUGUACAUCCGCUGCUGAAUAUACAGCCCUGUGCACAUUUAUUAGAACACCUCAAGAGAUAUGCUAUAUCCUGUAUAUACCUACCUGCAUGAAAACCUCUGGCUGUGAGAAUUUCAAUUUACCGUAAAUAAAUGCUAGACCACAUUGUGCUUUAAUCAGGCAUCUUAAACAACUUCUGAAAAGUCUCCUGCAUUUUACCACGUGUGGCUCUGUGUUUUUUUCCCUUACUAUUUUAAAUGAAUUGCAUGCGUGACCAUUUAAAGUCAUCAAUUAAAUGAGACAAUCACUAAUUUGCUUAUUUUGACAAUUUUCCAAGAUUUUCAGUUCCAGUGUUUUGAUCUCAUCUGCACAAUAAAGCAAAACUACAGAAGCAAUGGGGUGUUCUAAUACAUUUGCACACUUGGGGAAUGUACACAAACUGGAUAGCUAUCAAGGUCCAGUUUUUGAUUACUUGUCGGAUCAACUGUGGAAGAUGAAGUCACCAAGGAGGAUUAUCAUAAAACUGAACAUGAUUGUGGAGUACUGUAGCUUAGAGAUUUAAUUCUGACAUAACCAGAUUUAAUGUCUCUUUUUCUGAGAAUUUCCUUCAUAAACAUUCUGUUUUAUGGCAGCAGCUGCAGAAAGUGUGAGAUUAUGUUUAGUGUGGGGAAAUUCUGAUUAUGUACAUUGCAUGUUAAAGGGGUAAUAGCUGAUCUAUUUUUUUUUUUCUAAUUAGCUUUUUGUACAUUUUACAUGCUUUGAUCAGAUGAGAAUAUGAAGAAAACAAUGCUUUGUUGUGACCUGCAAUAUAUACAGCCAAUGUUUCAUUUUUAAAUUAUGAUUGUGUUAUUAUAUACUGUGAUUUUAAUGGCUUCAGUGAAUUGGAAAAAAAAAAGUCCCAGUUUUUCACUCUGGAAAUCAGGUAACCCUACUCUAAAUAGAAGAGUUGUUUUUAGUAAGCCAAUGUUUCAUUAUAAGGAAUAAGCAUGCAUUAUUUCACAGCUCUAGUAAUGCUACAGAUGUUUAAAUACAUUUAUUCAAAAUAUUCUGUGCAUUUCAAUCUAAAAUUAAUCUUGGAUUUGGAUUUGUAUCCAAGUACAGGGCUCAUCUAGGAAGAAAGGGUUAUUUCAAGUUUCUUUCCCCAGAGAGGAAUACAGUGCUCCCUGUGUCAGCCUGAAUGCGGGAUCCUGUGGUUCACAAUGAGGCCAGGGGCAGGGCUGAGCCUGCAGCCCUUUCUGUUUUUUCUUUCUUUCAUUCAGUCAAGUUUUAAAAACUAUAAAAGGGAUUCAUAUAAUGUAUUUUAAAAUCUAAACUUAUUUUAACAAAAUAAACUGACUGUAGAGUUAUGUUUAA
Molecule: messenger RNA, 5958 nt
Organism: Acipenser ruthenus (sterlet)
Lineage: Eukaryota; Metazoa; Chordata; Actinopteri; Acipenseriformes; Acipenseridae
Product: serine/threonine-protein kinase D2-like
Exons: 19
Coding region: 181-2904 (907 amino acids)
Biological process (GO): protein phosphorylation
Molecular function (GO): protein serine/threonine kinase activity; ATP binding
Source: RefSeq, a predicted model, not a curated record